This is a messenger RNA of Meloidogyne enterolobii, 4619 nucleotides long. NCBI's taxonomy places the organism in Eukaryota, Metazoa, Nematoda, Chromadorea, Rhabditida, Meloidogynidae. The record is from the annotation of a GenBank genome assembly.
UUUUGUCCUUUCCAAUUUAAAUUUUUUUCUCCAUUUUUUUUUUCAUUUUUGUUUGUUUUCGAUAUUUUUAAGCGGUACUUUUUAAGAAAUUUUAAAUUAAUUAUGUAUGACUUUACUUAAAAACUCAAAUGCUACAACCAACAAAUCAAUACCUGACUUAUUUAGAUGACUUGAGCACUGUUGUGUUUGCUGAGGAAAUUCAGGAAGAAGCAAAUUCCUAUUUUCAACAAAUUUAUGCUCCAAAUGGACGGAUGUCUGUUGCAGAAUUUAUUUCAAAGCUUAAAUCGUUCAAGAUCUCCGCUAAUCCUCGGGAUAGGGAGCUUCUCCUCUGUGUUAUAAAAAAUCUGUUUGACGAAUACAGAUUCUUCCGCGAGUAUCCUGAAAGGGAAUUGCGAACAACGGCAGAAGUCUAUGGAGGCAUUAUAAGGGAAGAGAUUGUUGAACAAAUUCAAUUUGCUACGGCUGUUCGGCGUGUUAUUGAAUCAUUAAAUGAUGAACCUGGAAGUAUGCUUUGGACUUUUGGAAUUAUUGCUUUAAAUAGCUGUCGAGCAAUUCUUCAUAAAUAUCCAAAAUUUUGUGAGAUGGUUGUUGCUCUUGAAAGUUUUAAUCGCUUUCCUUCUGGACUCAAAGACUAUUUGACGUUUGGAGUUAAAAGUCAACUUCCUCCAACACACAGUGGUGACAGAGGGGAUAUUACUUGGACAUCUGGACAAUCCUUUAUUCCGACUGGAGGAAUGAUACAAUCUUCUCCCUUCAAUAUUCCAAUGAUUGGCUCGACACAACCUUUGUCAAUUCCGCCAAAUAUUGGAGGGAUGAAGUUUUCUGCUCCAAGAGGACUUAAUGCGGGAAAUUCCAUGUUAAACGUCACCAAUGUCGACAUUCUUGUUAGUGCAACUGAGAGAGAUGGUACACAAGUCAAACAACCUCCACAAGUUGUCUUUGAGAAAGUUGCUUUUACUUGCAACAAUUUGUGUACUAAUAAUCUCAUGGAAAAGGUUUUUUCCUUUAUAAAAAUUUUGUGCUUUUUCCUUAACAAACUAUCAAAAUUUAUUUCCUCUUACUUUUCGUGUUCACAACGUUCCCAAAUUCUACAAUCCUUCCUUGAUAUACUAAUCAUAAAACAUUUUCAGACUCAAGAAAUCAACGAACUCGUAAAGGAAGGUGGCGAAGACUUCAACAAAUGGUUUGCCCAAUAUCUGGUUAUGAAGCGUGUAACUGUCGAGCAAAACUUCCAACCUCUCUACAAUUCUUUUUUAAUGCUAAUAAACAACGAGACUUUGGAUGAAUUUAUUCGUAAAGAGACUUUUCGAAAUAUUGAUAUUCUUCUAAAAAGCGACAAACGCCAAGCUGUUUCUAAUUUUGGUGAUCGUCAAUUACUUAAAAAUCUUGGACAUUGGCUUGGAAUAAUUACUAUAGGAAGAGAUCAACCAGUUUUGGCUAGAAAUUUGGAUUUGAAGUAUUUGUUGAUUGAAGCUUUCUAUAAAGGACAACAAGAAUUGCUUUAUAUUAUUCCAUUCGUGGUUAAAUGUUUGAAUGCGAGCGCUAAGAGCACGAUUUUUGGACCUCGGUGUGCUUGGAUCUAUUCUCUUCUCAAAGUGCUUGUCGAAAUUCACAACGAACCGGACCUUAAACUCAACUUAAAAUUUGAAAUUGAAGUUUUAUGCAAAGACCUCAGUAUUGACUUACGAAGCGUUGAAGUUGGGAAUUAUUUGAAGGAAUCUAGCAGACUGCCAAAACUUUUACCUGUCAAACCAGAUGGUCUUUCGCCCGUUCCAUCUUCUUCUAUGGGACCACUUCAACAGGCUUUCCAUUCAGGAAUGUCCAUGUUUGGUGGAGUAAAUAGGCCUGGUUCUGCUUCAGAAAUGCUCUCGAAUUUAAAUAUCUCGGCUACUGGUGGAAGAGAUUCAGCAUUUUCUGCAUCGCCUGCCUUUUCUUCACAACAAGCUUUGCAAUUGCCUUCAAGAAGUUCUGUUCAAACUCCGGCAAUUCCAGCUUUCAAUUAUGCUGAUUUGAACAUUUUUACUCAAUCAGGUCUUUUGCAAAAUACAACAAUUCCACAGCAUCUUAUUCUUUUCCAAAUGCAUCCAAAUUUGAAGUAUCUCUGCAAGAAUGCAAUUCUACAUGCAAUUAAAGAACUUAUUGGUGGAAUUGCCGAUCGUGCAAUUAGCGUUGCAAUAACUGCCACAGAACAUGUCUGCCGUAAAGACUUUUGCCUCGAUCCAUCAGAGCAAAACAUUCGUCGUGCAGCUCAUCAAAUGAUGCGUGCAAUGACUGCAGGAAUGGCAGCAAUUACAUGUCGAGAACCAUUGGCAACAACAAUGCUUGGAAUGCUUAAACAAUCACUUUGUAAUUCUAUAGGAAAUAUUCUAACUGGAAGUGAUCAAGCAAAAAUGAUUGACGAGACAGCAAUUGCUGUAACAGAAGCAAAUAUUACUUUGGCAACAAAUUUCAUUGUCAAAAGUUCUUGCGAGAAGGCAGUUAUUGAAAUUGAAAAACGUUUGGAUUCUGAAUUUGCUGCACGUAGAUUGGCUAUGAAAGAAGGUAGAACAUUCCAAAGUGGGGCUGAAUUGACGGCUGUUUUGGAGAAAGUUCCUGAAAUGAUUCGAAUUCAUCAAGGAGUUACAACAGAAUCGAAUAUUAAAAUUUAUGACGACUUUUCUGCAAAGAUUUGUGGUUUCAAGCCUCUCGUUCCUGAAGAGCGUUUUAUCGAGUUCACACGUCGUGGUCAAAUGACAACUCCAGCAGCUGGUAGUGGUCCAAGUCGAACACCAACAAAUGCUUUCUCUACUCCAUUUGUUCCAGCUACAAGUAUUUCAUCAUUACCCGAUGGUCGUCCUCCUACUGCAAUUACUUUGCCAAAUAUGCUUCCUUCGCAUCCAUCGCAAUUGCAACAUCCAACAGCAAUUAUGGGUGGUGAUAGAAUGCAAAUGAAUUCAAAUUCUCUAUUUCCUGAUGAAAAUACUUUUAACUCUGCAAAUCUUGGAUUAAGAAAAAUGAAUGAAGAUCAAAUAUUGCAAAGCAAAGUAGAGACUAUUUUGAGGGAAUGGAUUACUAUUUGCUAUACUCCAAUGGCACAACGUGAUCCUCAACAUGCUUUGGCAUGUAUUGUUCAAAUGAUGCAUGACAAUGGAGUAUUAGCAACUGAUGAAAUGAUUACAAAAUUCUUCAAGAUUUGUGCUGAUAUUUGCUUUGACGUUUCCUAUCGUCUUCUCAAAAAUGAUUGUAUUGGACAAUCAACAGUUGUUCGUCAACGUUGUUAUUAUACUUUGGAUGCCUUUACUAAAUUAACUUGUUUAAUGGUUAAGUACAGUGAUGGACAACAUCAUUCAACAAAAGUUAAUUUACUCAAAAAGGUUUUGAAUAUUCUGAGCAGCGCUGUCCACAAAGACCAUGAACAACGAAAAUUCGAUUUUAAUGGGAUGCCGUUCCAUCGAAUUUUAAUUAUCAUGUUUAAUGAAUUGACAGCUCCAGAUCCUGUUUUGGAUCCAAUCCAGUGGCACAUUCUUGAGGCUUUCGGACAAACACUUUUCUUACUCCAACCUCGUCGUGUGCCUGGAUUUGCUUUUCAUUGGCUUGAUAUUAUUGGACAUCGAAACUUCAUUGGACGAUUGCUUGCUGAUUCUUUUGAUUUGGGUCGAACUGGUGCUAUGUAUACUCAAUUAAUUCUCUGCCAUCUUAAAUUCUUGGCACUUUUUCUUCGCAACGUUCAACUUCCAAAACCUAUUUCUUUUAUUUACAAAGGAACUUUGAGGGUUUUGUUGGUUAUUCUGCAUGACUUUCCAGAAAUUCUUUGUGAGUAUCACUAUGUUCUCUGCGAUGCAAUUCCACCAAAUUGUGUGCAGCUGCGCAAUUUGAUUUUAAGUGCAUAUCCAAGAGAUAUGAGACUUCCAGAUCCUUUUGCAGAGAAUUUUUCGAAGAUUGAAAACUUUCCAGAAAUGAGUACAAAUCCAAAAACACACAAAGAAAUUAACAAUAUAAUUUCUCAAGAUUUGCGUAAACGUUUGGAUGAUUAUUUAGAGACUCGUUCUUCAAUUAGCUUUUUGUCUGACUUACCAACAUUUCUUGAAACAUCAUUACAACAACAACCAUCGUCAUCAUCACCUAGUCAAAAAUAUAAUAUUAGUGUUGUUAACGCUGUUGUUAUGUAUGUUGGUGUUAAAGCUAUUGAUUCUAUUAAUGAAAAGAAACAACAAAAAAUUUCUAUGGAAAGUAUUGCACAUACUGCUUUUAUGGAUAUUUUUCAGAAUUUGGCUGUUUCUCUUUGCACUGAAGGUAAAUAUUUGCUCUUCAAUGCCAUUGCCAACCAAUUGCGAUAUCCAAACUCGCAUACUCAUUACUUUAGUUGUACAAUGCUUUACCUCUUUUUGGAGGCAAAUUCUGAACAAAUUCAAGAACAAAUUACUCGAAUUUUAUUUGAACGUCUCGUAGCACUUCGACCACAUCCUUGGGGUCUUCUCAUAACUUUUAUUGAGCUCAUAAGAAACCCGCGUUACAAUUUUUGGAAACAUGAUUUUGUCCGUUGUGCACCAGAAAUCGAACGGUUUAUUUUGUUUAUGAGUGUUGCUAAUUCUUGUAGUGUUUGUUCUAUUCCAACAGAACAACAAUCUAAUGGAACUUGA